Messenger RNA from Drosophila melanogaster (fruit fly), 165 nucleotides. RefSeq lists its product as uncharacterized. The transcript is spliced from 2 exons. NCBI's taxonomy places the organism in Eukaryota, Metazoa, Arthropoda, Insecta, Diptera, Drosophilidae. The record is from RefSeq and is marked reviewed. The coding region runs from base 12 to 110 and encodes 32 amino acids.
ACUAAAUCAACAUGGCUCACAUUGGAACUUUUAUUGCAAUUGCUCUGCUAGCCGCUGUGGCUCAGCCUGCUUGUCCAGGAGGUUGUUCUGGUUGGGUGCAACAUGGCUAAAAUGAUGUUAAAUAAAAUAUGAUUUUAUUCGAAUACAUCCUGGCAUUGAGAACAU